Molecule: messenger RNA, 1173 nt
Organism: Penicillium chermesinum
Lineage: Eukaryota; Fungi; Ascomycota; Eurotiomycetes; Eurotiales; Aspergillaceae
Exons: 1
Coding region: 1-1173 (390 amino acids)
Cellular component (GO): nucleus
Molecular function (GO): histone binding; protein heterodimerization activity
Source: RefSeq, a predicted model, not a curated record
AUGAAGAGCUCAACUAGCGAUAUUAUGGAGCGGCCAGCAAAGCGUGCUCGAGUGUCAUCCCCGAAUGAACCACCCCAUGAAGAGCUUGCGGACUGGGACCUGCAGGCAGCGCGCGCCCGGAACGAUCUAAACCUUAAAUCGAUAUUCGAAGGAAUCUUUGCAAAAUAUAGUAAGGAUUUUACAGAAGAAGGCGAUGAGAUCGAUCUACAAACGGGGGAGAUUAUUGUUGACCAUGGGCACUUGCUGGGCAUGCAUGAGGAGGGUGGUUCCAACGAGGCUACAGAAGCAUGGAACUAUGAAGCUGCCAGACAAGCCAGAAAAAGCGCAGAUACGGACGCUGAGGACCAAGACGUGGGAGAUGAUGAGGACAGCGCGAACUUGUCUGAGGACGAUGAAGAUGAUCUCGUGGCUUCAGAAUCUGACAAAGAAGCAGAUAUCUGCCGACCGAGCGACUCUGCACCACCCGGUCCCAUCUUGGAUAAACCAGAUGCGACCCCCGUCUUGCCACAGGAUACUUUUGAACAAUUCAACAAAAUCGUCGCCCCGAUAGACCCAAUUUGGGAGGCCCCCGAAUUGCCUGUGUUCUCCACCCCUACCGCUGAAACACGACGUGUUCAAGUUCCACCAAAUCUUCCAAACUUGCGGCGGGAGCCAUCUCCACCGGGGUCUGGAUCCCUUUGGGCAAUCCCGAAGCGAGGUCGACCCUUUACAGAAGGUAAACCAAGAGCAACCCCGAGCAAAACCCGCCCUCGGGCGAAGCGGAAGCACCAUUCAAGCCCAGUGGCGUACGACUGGUCAUUCGCAGCCAUGACCGAAGACGAUGACUCGGAUGACCCACUACAGGAGGAACAACCGUCGCCAUCUGUCUUAAAACUAAAAUCAUGGAAUAUUCGCGGGAAGACAACAAAUCCGCCCACCCUUACAUGCUCACCUUUGGCCCGCCAGCCAUUACCAGGCCCGAGCAAGACAAAGCCGCCCGAACCCCCUCAGCACCAAUCCACUACCGACGCCGCUCAUAAUCAAGAAGACAAGGCUAGACAUAAGUCCUAUUUACAGAGCUAUGUGGCAUCCGCGAGACCUUAUUCAUUGAAGUCAACUACAGCGCCUGGAACGGCGGGGGGUUCCCGCGGAGACUACGCCCACCAGGUCACGGCGGCCUUUAUCACUCGAUGA